Messenger RNA from Heterobasidion irregulare TC 32-1, 1079 nucleotides. RefSeq lists its product as uncharacterized. Bases 54 to 1079 code for a protein of 341 amino acids. Gene Ontology annotation, cellular component: SUMO activating enzyme complex; cytoplasm. Lineage: Eukaryota; Fungi; Basidiomycota; Agaricomycetes; Russulales; Bondarzewiaceae. The record is from RefSeq and is a predicted model, not a curated record. The transcript is spliced from 8 exons. Gene Ontology annotation, molecular function: SUMO activating enzyme activity. Gene Ontology annotation, biological process: protein sumoylation.
CCCAUAUUUGUCAUUGUGCGCUCUCGAACAGUUCCUGAACUCAAACCGUCACCAUGUCGCUUCAUGAGCCUGGUUCGAAGGGAGCCCCCGUCCAGAUCACAGAAGAUGAGGCGGCGGUAUACGACCGGCAGAUUCGCCUGUGGGGCCUCGAGGCGCAGCAAAGGAUGCGGAAUGCCACGAUCCUCGUGGUCAAACUGAGAGGCGUGGCCACCGAGACGAUCAAGAACAUCGUUUUAGCGGGUAUUGGCAGGCUUGUCAUCGUUGACAGCGAGAAUGUCACGCAAGAAGACCUGGGCGCCGGUUUUUUUUUUCGGGAUGAAGAUGUCGGCAAGAAAAGGGUUGACGUGGCCAAAGCAAGAAUACAGGGCCUGAAUCCACUUGUGACCAUCGACAUGAUAUCGACCGCCUCGGUGUUAGAGCGAGACGGGCUGAACGAACUGAUACAAGGCGUGGACCUAGUCUGUAUGACCGAUUGGAACAAAGACGAUAUUGUCCGCAUCAAUGAGGCUUGUCGGCGGUUGCACAAGCCGCUUUACUUCGGAGGCACCUAUGGCUUAUUGGGCUAUAUCUUCUGUGACCUGCUUGAUCAUGAAUACAUUGUUCCAGAUCGCUCGGGCUCUAUCAAAGACUCCGCCAAAAAUAUGCUGGCCUCGUUGAGCUAUAGUCCACUGAAGGACGCUCUAAAAUACCGAUGGUCAGGCCUCACGCGACGUCAGACGAAAGAAGUCAAUCCGGCCAUCCCGUUUACUAUCCUCGCGAUUUGGGAGUUUCAGUCAUUGCACGGAGGCAGUCUUCCAGGCGGCCCUUCUGAUGUCGAUGAGCUGGAGACGAUAGCCAACAAAUUGCUUGCGGAAGCAGAAGUCAACAGACAGAUCAUCGCCCAAGUUCCUCGGGAUUUGAUGGAGACCGUCGCACCCACUGCUGCACACGAGUUUGCGCCAGUCUGUGCGGUGGUAGGCGGGAUGCUCGCUCAAGAUAUCUUGAAGGCCCUAGGCGCUCGAGAAGCACCGAUAGCCAACUUUUUCACAUUCGAUGGACACACAGGUGGUGGCACAGUCGUCCGAAUGAACAUGCCCUGA